Molecule: messenger RNA, 2190 nt
Organism: Eptesicus fuscus (big brown bat)
Lineage: Eukaryota; Metazoa; Chordata; Mammalia; Chiroptera; Vespertilionidae
Gene: XKRX
Product: XK related X-linked
Exons: 3
Coding region: 7-1356 (449 amino acids)
Cellular component (GO): membrane
Source: RefSeq, a predicted model, not a curated record
UUGACAAUGGACCGAGUUUAUGAAAUGCCUGAGGAGCCAAAUGUGGAUCCAAUUUCAUCUCUGGAGGAAGAUGUCAUCCGUGGGGCCAACCCCCGAUUUACCUUUCCAUUUGGCAUCCUUUUCUCCACCUUUCUGUACUGUGGGGAGGCUGCAUCUGCCUUGUACAUGGUUAGAAUUUAUCGAAAGAAUAGUGAAACCUACUGGAUGGCAUACACCCUUUCCUUCUUUAUGUUUUCAUCCAUUAUGGUCCAGUUGACACUCAUUUUUGUCCACAGAGAUCUGGCCAAAGACAAGCCGCUAUCAUUGUUUAUGCAUCUAAUACUUUUGGGACCUGUUAUCAGAUGUUUGGAGGCCAUGAUUAAGUACCUCACACUGUGGAAGAAAGAGGGGCAGGAGGAGCCCUAUGUCAGCCUCACCCGAAAGAAGAUGCUAAUAAAUGACGAGGAGGUGCUGAUAGAAUGGGAGGUGGGCCACUCCAUCCGGACCCUGGCUAUGCACCGCAAUGCCUACAAGCGUAUGUCACAGAUCCAAGCCUUCCUGGGUUCAGUGCCCCAGCUGACCUAUCAGCUCUAUGUGACCCUGAUCUCUGCAGAGGUCCCCCUGGGUAGAGUUGUGCUAAUGGUCUUUUCCCUGAUAUCUGUCACCUAUGGGGCUACCCUCUGCAAUAUGUUGGCUAUCCAGAUCAAGUACGAUGAAUACAAGAUUCGCCUCGGGCCACUAGAAGUUCUCUGCAUCACCAUCUGGAGAACAUUGGAAAUUACUUCCCGCCUCCUGAUUUUGGUGCUCUUCUCAGCCACUUUGAAAUUGAAGGCUGUACCAUUCUUAUUGCUCAACUUCCUGAUUAUCCUCUUUGAGCCUUGGGUUAAAUUCUGGAGGAGUGGUGCCCAGAUGCCCAAUAACAUUGAAAAAAAUUUUAGCCAGGUUGGCACCCUUGUGGUGCUGAUUUCCAUUACCGUACUCUAUGCUGGCAUCAACUUCUCUUGCUGGUCAGCGUUGCAGUUGAAGUUGGCAGACAGGGACCUUGUUGAAAAAGGUCAGAACUGGGGACAUAUGGGCCUACACUAUAGUGUGAGAUUGGUAGAGAAUGUGAUCAUGGUCCUGGUUUUUAAGUUCUUUGGAGUGAAAGUGCUAUUGAAUUACUGCCAUUCCUUGAUUGCCUUGCAGCUCAUUAUUGCUUACCUGAUUUCCAUUGGUUUCAUGCUCCUUUUCUUUCAGUACUUGCAUCCAUUGCGCUCACUCUUCACCCACAACAUAGUGGACUACCUCCACUGUGUCUGUUGCCACCGGCACCCUCGGGGCAGGGUUGAGAACUUGGAGCCAUCAUUUGAUGCUGAAGCAAGGCAAAGUGUUGUCUAAUUCUAACUCCUGGGUAUUUGGGGACGGGUUUAAGGUGGCCAAGAACAACUGUGAAAUUUAAGGAGAGGAUGAGGCUCAUAGCUGAAUACCCACCAGAAUGUUUUCUUGAGUGUUAUGGUAAAAUAGUUUUUAUUUCUUUAAGAUCGACUGUUAUGUUUGGACACCAAGAUAGCCACCAUACAUUCAUAAGGGUCAGAGAUAGCAUUUACACUCCUCCCACUCAGGUCAGCUGUCUCGUCUCCCUAUGGGAUAACUUACCUCCAUGCACCUUAGGCUCUCUGUGACCUUCUAGAUCUGCUCAUUUGCUUGAGGUGCGUUACUAAGCUUUCCCGAGGCUAAGCUGAAAGCCCAGAAUCCUACUAGAAUAUACCCUGACUGAUCAGAGGAUGUGACUGCUUACUAUGUUUACCCUUCAGGAAACAUUCUGACUAAUGUGGAACAUGUAAGUGUGGCUGGGGUCUUCAAUCCCAACGAGAAACUCUGGUUAAGAAGAAAAAAAUUCUACUAUUCAAAGAGCUGCCCGCCUAAUGAGUUAGCUUUCCAUUAGAAUUUUACUAAUGAUCAUUCAUCAAGGACCUCUCUUUUCAGCGGCCUAUUGUAGGCACACUCUGAGGAGGGAGUGGAGAGUAGGAAUCCUUCAGGGAAUAUGCCAGAAUGACUCUUUUUCUCAGGGACCUGCAUGGGCCUGCAGCUUGUAUGUAAAGUGGAGUGGUUGAGUAAAAUCUCUCACUUUGUAGCUCAUUAUCAGGGAUUCCCUCCAACCCGUCUUUUCUGUGCUUCUGGCAUUUUACUACUUGAUAUGAACUUCAGAGAAGGUGAACUGUAAUUAAAAAC